Messenger RNA from Pseudo-nitzschia multistriata, 3041 nucleotides. Lineage: Eukaryota; Bacillariophyta; Bacillariophyceae; Bacillariales; Bacillariaceae. The record is from the annotation of a GenBank genome assembly.
CAUCCGAUCUUGCAUAACAGAAGAGUAUUGAUAGAAUAAUAGUCUCGUUUUAUUUCCUGUGUUACGAUAUUUCUCUCGCGAUCCAUUCCAACUGGUGCGUUUGUUUCGUUCAAUCGAUUUUCGAUAAUUGUGUGCGUCUCGUGAAUUCGACAGUAACAAUUUGUUGAUGCAGACUACAUGUGGUAGGUAAAACUAUUGCGGAAAGUUCAGCGUUCAUGAUAUGUUUACAUAAAAUUAACAGUAUUCGUGAAAAUGAGGGACGUUCAUCCCAGCUCUCUUGUGGAGAGCCCUCACAAACGCAAACAGCCAACGGAUGCACGAACGUCCUUUUCUGGCAACCGUGGAUGCCUCGAUCUCGCCGUCCCGCAUUUUGGUUCGAUCGGUCCCUAGAGAGCGCCGGCUUCCUUGAGCAAUCCCUCCAGCCUUCCUUCCUCGCUGAGCUUGACGACGCCCCCCAUCGGGCCGUCGUUGCAGCCCCCCACGAAUUCCUGGCCGAUCCAGACGGCCGGGACGGAGGUCCUGCCGAUCAGGUCCCCCAGCUCGGCGCGGAUGGCCUUGCCGUCGGGAUCCACGUCGAGCUCGACGACGGUGUAUUCCGCACCGAUCCCGUCCAGGACCCCCUUGGCCUUGACGCAGAACGGGCAGGUCGUGAAGGAAAGCAUCAGGACCGGGUUGGCCUCGAUGAGGCCCUUCGUCCGGGCCCGGACGGCCUCCGCGUCGUAGUCGCCCGCCAGCGACUUGACGAGCUUCUUCUUUCCGUCGUUCAGGAGGUCGAUAAUGUUCCCGACCCCGACCGACGUGCUCGAGGACUCUUGGCAAGCGGUGUCCCUGCGGAGGGGGCCCGGGGCAAAGCUUGCGGCCGGACCGGCGAGGAGGGCCAGGACGGAGAGGAACGAGGCGAGGAGCAGGGGUUUGGUGGAGCGGAGGGCGGUCAUGGCGUCGGAGUGUUUUUGGCAGGGAAAAAAGUGUGAUUCUCCCGAGUCUUUCGAUGGGAUUCGAGUGAAUCGAUGAAAUUCUUUGUUGUCCCUUGGGUUUGCGAACCGUACAACAGACAACAGCACACCAUCGUAUCUUAGGUACGAGAUCCCUCCUGUUGUACGAAGUAGUAUUGUAUUGUAUUAGUCAUCUGUCGCGAUCUCGUCAUCAGAACCUCCAACAACCAAGAGGAGUCAUUCCAUGCGUGGCAGACACACGACUGAUAUAGGUUUCUUCGAAUACGAGCACGACUGGUACGGCGAGUACGAGUACGUCCACCUACGUUUCGUAAAUACUUGUACUUUACACAGUACUUCGGUACUACUGUAAAUACCUAUAGGUAUGUUCAUAUCCACAAAGGUAUGAUCAUACACACAUAGUUACGUUCGUGGUUUCAGACCGGAGAGUGGAGUACGAGCUCAAGUUUCCUGUACGACCGUACGUACGAUGUACGGUAGCAAUUGGGAACAACGCAACGACGACAACGAAAGCAACAACCACCAACAUCGGCUCGUUACCGGCUGCACAAACAUCACCAACAAAGACACCAACUUUGGGAAAGCCGAAGAUCUUUUUCUCUCACACCGACACCGCACAAGACACCGAGAAAUCGUUUUGGCGCUUGUUUCCGAACUCGAAUUCGAACGAAAGAAAACGAAACAAAGGACCACGAUCCAGUAGUAUCCGCGUUGCCAAAAAAGAACGGGAUGAGCCGCCGACCCCCCGGCAGCCGGUGGGGGAACAGCGGCGGGGGCGACCGCUCCGGGCGGUGGGACCGCUCGGACCGACACCGCGAUCGGAAUCCGCGGCAAGACCGCCCGGAAAGGCAGAAACCUUCCGUAUCGGACGAGGACGCCCUGAGGGCCCUCCUGGGGUCCGCCGAGGAACGAUCCAGGGAGCGGGAGGGAAGAAACCAACACCACAACCAACACCGCGGCGGCGGGAGAGGAUCCGGGAGGGGGAGCAGAGACAGCGAUUUCCGCGGCAGAGACAAACCGUCUAGGUCCCGAUGGGGCAACAACGACAACAACAACGACAACAACAACAGCAACAGGAACAACAGCACCGCCUACGACCGCAAACGCCAGCGGCCGACGGAGAGCGAGGGCGAUCGGGAUCGGCACCGGCCGCGGGCCGAUUACUACGGCCCUUCCAGGGUGGAAGACGAAACCGAGGGAAGCGAGCCGGCAACCGCGGAGGGAGGGACCGACACCAAGGCCCCCCCGGAAUUCAAGCCCAACUUUGGGCUCUCGGGGGCCCUCGCAAAGGACACCGAGACGGGCAACGUCUACAAGGGCGUCCUCCUCAAGUUCAGGGAACCCCCCGAGGCGCGGGCGCCGAACACCCGGUGGAGGUUCUACGUCUUCAAGCCGACACCGAAGCCGAACCACGAAAGAAGCGACCGAACCAGCAGAGGCAGCGCCGAAAGCGACCUCGUCGACACCCUCCACGUGGGCAAGCAGUCCGCCUACCUCUUCGGCCGCAACACGGACGUGGCGGACGUUCCCCUGCUGCACCCGAGCCUGUCGGGCCAGCACGCCGUCCUGCAGUACCGGGGGGUCCUUGCCCCCCCCGACCGGCCGGGGGGGCCCGGGCGGACCGUGUGCAAGCCCUACCUCAUGGACCUGGAAUCGACCAACGGGACCUUUCUCAACGGCGUCCGGAUCGACCCCGCCCGGUACUACGAGCUGAAGAAGGGGGACGUCCUCACCUUUGGAGCGUCCACGAGGGAGUACGUCCUGCUGACCGAGAACACCACGGCGGUGGAAUGACGGAAGGGCAAACCAAGGCCAAGCCAAUUCAAUUCAAGCCAAAACGAAUCUUGCAUUGCAUCGGAUCGGAUGGGAUGGGAUGCAGAGGUCACCGGUUCUCUCUGGAAUCACCCAGCGCCACAAACUAUUUUGCGUAACCAAUGAAGCAUUGUAGAAGCAAUUCGACGAGAAAAUUAAGGUUGUAUUUCCAAUCCAAUCCAAUCCAUUCCAAGGAUGACAAUCACACGGCUACACAAAUGCUCAGCCAAACAACCGCAACUCUCAUCGAACAAAACAUAAAUUGUAGAGUUAUUU